This is a messenger RNA of Electrophorus electricus (electric eel), 6575 nucleotides long. It is a transcript of the gene stard13b, whose product is annotated as StAR related lipid transfer domain containing 13b. Lineage: Eukaryota; Metazoa; Chordata; Actinopteri; Gymnotiformes; Gymnotidae. Gene Ontology annotation, molecular function: GTPase activator activity; lipid binding; protein binding. The record is from RefSeq and is a predicted model, not a curated record. Gene Ontology annotation, biological process: actin cytoskeleton organization; signal transduction; regulation of Rho protein signal transduction.
UUAACGACAAACACAUUUCAGUUGUUUUGCAUGCAAAAUAUUCCAGAACAUUUCAAGGAUCAGCUCAGCACGUACGACUGUGUCAGAACCGUGUGGGUAUUAGUCUUGAGAACCUUCCCUCCAUCUAGUCAUCAGUGGUCCUCUGAUCAGAGACUGACCAAGGCUGCGUGGCAGAGGGUGGCUGGGCAAUUAUGCGAGUGAACAGUCUGUAAUUGUAUGCAUAUAAUAUGUAAUAACAUGUCUGGUGAGUGCAUACAGCUGGAUGACGGUCAUCCAUUCUUCUGUUCUCUGGUUGCCCGAGGCCUGAACAACAGAUUAUUGUGGCCCAACUUUAUCCUGUCAUGCACUUGAUGUAUAACAUCCUCCCAUUUCAACCUCUCCCCCACUGUAGCUGUUCAGGUGACGCACUGCAGCCAAGGUGUCACAACGGAAUGUGGAGGUCCUUCUGUGUUGAAUACAUGUUUUGUUGGAGGGGGCUGCUGGGGGCAAUAAGCUUUAAUGAGGGGGUUAGUAGACCCACUAACCACAGCUUGGCCGGAGUCGUUUGGCCGCGCUGAUGAAUGGACUGGCGCGCUGUAAAUCAGCCAAUGGGGUAAGAGCAGCCGGAUUCCUCAUGCCACUGAUGUCACCACCGUCGUUCCUGAAACAGAUCCAGACUUGAACGUGCCGACUGUAGACAGAUGUUCAGCUCUAGAGAUGUGCCUUUCUCCUCUCUCCGAUAUUCCCUACCUGUCUCAAAAUUCACUAGCGUUAGCAGAAAGAGUAUAUCACCCAAAUCCUGUUUUCUUUGUGUUAUAUUAAUAAAAGGCUCGACUGCUGUUAUUGUCCUUAUGGUCUAGGCAUACUCAGUGAAUCAACUUGAAAGAAGAAACUGAUUCUGGCAUUUUCCGACGUUUUCUUUGGCAUUAAGCACUGUUUGGUCCUGUACAGUUUAUCCGAGCUGUAGAAUGCACCCACCCUACAGCAGCGCAGUACUGAUGAAAACAACAGGGUGCAAUUUGCAAUAUAACCAUUCAUACCAUUUAAAUCAUUCAUGCAUUAAGUAUCAGAGAGCAGUAAAAUCUAAUAUUCUAUAACUUUCAUUUUUUCGUAUAGUUAUGUUCUCACACUAGAAACAAAAUGCUGGAAUAAAUUCACUACUACUGCUGUCGUCACGUGACAUGAAUGAUUCUGAUUACCUGUUGUUCAUUGCAGGUGAAACUCCACUGAAGAUUUUUUGCCUUUUGGUGGACCAGCCCAAAUGCUUAAAUAUGGCGAACACAGCAGAGUGCGCGUUCAGACUAAGACUCUUCUGGGAAUACCUUGUGACUAGGGCCAGACUACACUAGAAAAAGACAUGGACGCUGUACCUGUGGUCACUUUGGAGGGGCAGCUGACGUCAGCAAUGCCACUGCCCCCCAGUAGAACUACGGGAGUAACUACAGGAAGCACUACUGAAGGCAGGCCUGAGCUUCUCUGGAACAUCUCCUCCAAGAAUGGUGCUAAACCAGUACCUCAGUUGCAAGAACAUGUGAAGGAAUUACACAGAAGGACACAAUUUAGCCAAGGUCCGCAUCCAUGUUGCUUAGAGACCAAAAUGUUGGACCAAAAUGCUGGUGAUAUUUAUACUGUUCCACCAGACCAUGCCUGUUCUCCCAAAGGUGGUGCGGUUAAACUGGGACCUACUACAGAUCUGCACAUUCAGAGGAGCAAGCAUGUCUAUGAAACCGGGACUACUGUGAUUGAGAAUGCAACGAAAGACCAAGGAGUAUCUUCUGUGGGCAGCAAAGACAAACAUGAUCCUAAUGGGCGUCAUGGAAUUGACCUUACGGGAUGGCCACAAGAGGACAAACAUUUUGGGCUUGUCUCAGUAAAUGGAUGUGGACAUGCUGUGGACACUGGUGCUCCCUGCCCAGUUCCUGCUUUGGUGGUGAGCUCCCAGUUGGAGCCCUCGUGCCCUCCCACAGUGCCCCUUUCACCUGGCUCCACCCCUCCCACAUCUGCUCCCCUCUCCGGCCAGAGGGGAACAGAUCUCCCCCGCAUCGUCAACCACAAACCCAGCUCCAUCGCCUUCGCCGAUUACGGCUGCCCUCCGGGUCCCCACCGGGGCGGCCGCGGGAGCUCCAACUCCAGCGAGCCUUCGUCGGAAGAGGACAAGGAUGACGAUAACGACGAUGUCUUCUUGGAGACGUCCCGGUGUGGGGAGACCCUCCCUGGCUCCAGGCGCAGGAGAGGAGCAGGGGGCGGAGGGACUGUGGGUGGAGGAGACGUGGAGGAGAAGAGCUCAAGCACUACGUUCGCCGGCUCCACAGAUACCACUGGCUACGAGGCUGAGGAAGAAAGCAACAGCAAAGUGGAGUCUCCUCUGGUCCCGCUAUCUCCAUGGUCACAGUCCAUGAGCCAGCUCAUGAAGUGGCUGGACCAGCUCAACCUGGACAUAGAGGAGGCCAUCAGUGCCGGCUCAUCUCCCUCGGACACGCCCUGUACCUGUCGGAGACAGCCAACCAGUGACAGAAACACUCAACAGAAGGCAGCGGCGUGGGCAACAUUGGGAAGUCAGUCCCUCGACAGCAGUGGCACAACCAGAGGGCCGGACUGGGAGGAAUGCCACGGCCUGGGAGUCUUCUCGUCUAACUCAUCCUCCGUGACCAGAGCACGCCCGAGAAAGGCGGAGAUGUCCACCAAGAGGAGGCACGGAAGAACAGAGAUUGAAGCGAAGGAAGCCUGUGAUUGGCUGCGAGCUGCAGGAUUCCCGCAGUACGCACAGCUGUUUGAAGAUUCUCAGUUCCCCAUAGACAUCUCUCCUGUGAAGAAAGAUCACGAUUUCUUGGAUAAAGACCUUGUGGAGCCCCUGUGCCGGCGGCUCAACACCUUGAACAAGUGUGCCUCUAUGAAACUUGAUGUAAACCUUCCCAAAAAGAAAAGUGAGGACUCAGAUGAGGACAACCUGUUCGCCAUCAGCGACAAAUGGACCUUUGAGUGGAGCAGCCGGCGCUGGUCCAGGCUCCAGGACAUCGACUGCCUGCUGGGAGGGGUGGAGCACGGCAAGUCUGUGGAGGAGUCGGGUCUGCGGACCACGCACAGCAGAGAGAGCGUCCUCACGGACCUGAGCGAACCUGAGGCCUCAUCCGUGCACAGUGAGAGCAGCAGCAGCAGCAGGGGAGGGUUGUGUCCUCCGAGCGCCGGCGACUCAGACACCGCGCCUGAGCGCGGCUCGCUGGCGGCGGCCCCCUGCUCCCCAGACCCGCCCGGCUACGGUUCACUCCCAGCCAAGGGUCUCAAACGGGGCCACGCGCGUGCCAAAGACUUCCUGUGGCACAUGGAGGCCCUGCGUACGCGCACCGGGCCGCCAGCCGGAGCCCGACCCGCCUGCGCUGCUCCGGUGAUCAGCGCGCCCGUCCUCCGGCACGAGCCCCACGCCGCCGGGGCCCUUCGCCGCUUGGAGAUCGUCGACAGCAACGCGGGCUCCCCCGAGCCGCCCCCGGGCGUGGACGGCCUGUCGCGGUCGAGCGGAGAGGGCAGCGGGAGUCUGUCAAGCGGCAGUGCGGUCAGCACGCCCAGCCUGACGGACCGCAAGGCCCACCGCGCCCGCCACAAGCGCGCCGGGGUUUAUCUGGAUGACCUGGACGUCUUCACUGUGCCCGCCGCCGCAGGCAGGGGCGUGGCCGAGCAGAACCGCCGUAACGAGUUCCGCUCCUACGAGGACCUGGUGGUGCACAUACCCAAAGACCACAAGCCGGGCACUUUCCCCAAAGCGCUGUCCAUCGAGAGCCUCUCACCCACAGCAGCGCCGCCCUGCAAGCCGGCGGAAAGGGUGCGGCCGCCCGCCGCCAGGGAGCCGCGGCCCAUCACGCAGUGCUGCUCACGCGGAAGUCGCAUCAGCGUCUACGAUAAUGUGCCCGGUUCGCACCUCCACGCCAGCACUGGCGACCUCAUUGAUCUGGAGAAGGAAGCCCUGUUCCCCCACCUGGACGACAUUCUUCAGCACGUCAGCGGCCUGCAGCAGAUCGUCGACCACUGGUCCAAGAACGUCCUUCCCAUCGGGGACAGUGGUGCCCCCUGCCUGUCGCAGGUGGAUGCCGCCAUCCAGUCCUCUGGCCACAUCACGCUGGACCUGGAACGCCAGCCCAGCAACGGUGACAGAGACGGCAUCUCGCUUAACGAGAGCGAAAGUACUGGCAGGAGGGAGAGGAGAGACUCUGGGGUAGGGGCCUCACUCACCAGGCCUAACCGCUUGCGUUGGCCGAGCUUCCAGAUGACCAGCCGUCUGAGCCGGUCGGUGGCCUGCCUCCAGAUCAGCAGCCAGUCGGCAGCACAGCUCAGCCUGCUGCAGAGGUUCUCGCUGCUCCGGCUCACCGCCAUCAUGGAGAAGUACUCCAUGACCAACAAGCACGGCUGGACCUGGUCAGUGCCCAAGUUCAUGAAGCGCAUGAAGGUGCCCGACUACAAGGAGAAGAAUGUGUUUGGUGUCCCUCUGAUCGUGCAUGUUCAGCGCUUUGGGCAGCCUCUACCUCUUGGCCUUCAGCAGGCUCUACGCUACCUCAGGAGCCAGUGCCUCGACCAGGUGGGCCUUUUCCGUAAAUCCGGAGUGAAGUCUCGCAUCCAGGCACUCCGGCAGAUGAACGAGCAGUCUCCGGAGGACGUGACCUAUGAGGAGCAGUCUGCCUACGACGUGGCAGACAUGGUCAAGCAGUUCUUCAGAGACCUUCCCGAGCCUCUCCUCACUAGCAAACUGGGAGAAACCUUCCUCCAUAUUUACCAACACGUGCCCAAGGAGCAGCGCUUGCAGGCUGUCCAGGCGGCCAUCAUGCUGAUGUCGGACGAGAACCGGGAGGUGCUACAGACCUUGCUCUGCUUCCUCAGUGAUGUCACUUCCUCCGUCCAGGAGAACCAGAUGACACCCAUGAACAUCGCCGUGUGUCUGGCUCCUUCACUCUUCCAUCUUAACAUCCUGAAAAAGGACAACCUCUCCCCCAGAGCCAUGCAGAAGAAAUAUGCCACUGGGCGGCCUGACCAAAAGGACCUGAAUGAGAACCUGGCUGCCACUCAGGGCCUGGCACAUAUGAUCACAGAGUGUAACCAGCUGUUUGAGAUCCCGCACGAGAUGGUGACGCAGUCGCGGAACUCGUAUGUGGAGGCGGACCUGCAUGCCCCCACUCUGGACGAGCUCCGUAGGCCACGACACCGCCGCGGCGAGGAGGAGGACGAGGAGGAGGAUGAGGAGCAGGAGGAAGGCUCCUGGCAUGCGCAUUUCGAUGCCAGGAUACACAGCCUGCUGAAGGAGGCGCGAGAGAAAGCCAAGGGCUGGAUGACCUGCCAAAGCUCAGAUAACACUGAGCUCUCCUGCAAGAAGGUAGGUGACGGCAACCCGCUCCGGCGCUGGCGGGUUUCUGUGGAGGUGGAGGCGCCUCCCUCGGUGGUGCUGAACCGCGUGCUGCGUGAACGCCACCUGUGGGACGUGGACCUGCUGCAGUGGAAGGUGUGCGAAGUCCUGGACAAGCAGACGGAGGUCUACCAGUACGUGCUAAACGCCAUGCCCCCGCACCCCAGCCGGGACUUCGUGGUGCUGAGGUCGUGGAGGACGGACCUGCCGCGGGGCGCCUGUGCUCUCGUGGCCGUCUCCGUGGAGCAUGAGGAGGGCGCGCUCGUGGGCGGUGUUCGGGGCGUCGUGCUGGAGUGCAGCUACCUGUUGGAGCCGUGUGGCUCGGGCAAGUCUCGACUCACACGCAUCUGCAGGGUGGACCUCAAAGGGAGAACUCCGGAGUGGUAUAACAAGGCAUUUGGACACCUCUGCGCCGCCGAAGCCGCCCGCAUUCGUAACUCUUUCCAGCCGAUCCACGCGGAGGGCCCGGAGACCAAAAUCUGAGCCGCAGUCUGUGCCUGCUCGCUGGCUUCGCGUACCGACACCUCUGCCAGGACACACCGAUCUCUGGAUACCCUCAGCAAUACUGUGAGCCUAUGAAGUUGGGAGAUGGCCGAUGUGGAAAUGUCAACGGACCUACGUUUUUAUGCUUUUGUUUAUUUGUGAUGUUCGAUUAUUGUAAUUAUCAUUAUUUGUAUAAUAAUUAAUUAUAUUGGUAUGUAUUUGCUGUGCGCAUAAUCUUAUACAAUGUAUACAACAUCUGAACUCCUAAAUGCUUCUGAGAAGUAUAUGUUUUAAAAUCAAAGAUAAAGCUAUAUUUGAUCAUACAUGUGCCACACAUCCACAUAGAUACAUGCUUGUGUUUCGUGUGUGUGUGUGUGUGUGUGUGUGUGUGUGUGUGUGUGUGUGUGUGUGGGUAUAUGCGUGCCCUGUAUAGGGUGGGCAUUACCAAAAGCCUCAUGUUGUACAAAUGUUUUGCCUUUAUGUUGAUAUCUUUUUUUGCACUGAUAUCAGUUUGAUUUGUAUGAUACUAAAUGUUACUCGGAUGUAAGCUGGUAUUACUUUGCCUUCUGAAUGGGUGCGAUAUUAUUUUAUUGCAAUAUUAAUGUUGUAAGGAGAUAAAACAAAAUGACAUGGGUUUGAUUUUCUCAGACCUGCUUUGUAGUACUGGAUUAUAUAGAGGACAGAAGUCAGAGACGAUGUCUUUUUAAAAUAAACUGUAAAUGAAUUGUUA